Molecule: messenger RNA, 234 nt
Organism: Enterobius vermicularis (human pinworm)
Lineage: Eukaryota; Metazoa; Nematoda; Chromadorea; Rhabditida; Oxyuridae
Source: the annotation of a GenBank genome assembly
AUGAGCUUCGAGAUUCUGAGAUUACCCCCCUCCCACUGCCAGCUCUCCGCCAUCGAACUCUUCUGGGGAUGGCUGAAGCAGGAGGUCGCGAAAGAAGCGUAUCCGAACAUCAAGGUUCAGGAGCUGCGCGACCUGACGCUUCGAGUAGUUUACAGUACAUACCACAUGUUCUUGUCAAAUUUGCAAAAAAAAAAAGCUCGACAUUAUAGCUGGGAGCAAAGUCUUCCGAAUUAA